Messenger RNA from Centruroides sculpturatus (bark scorpion), 2212 nucleotides. It is a transcript of the gene Fmo-2, whose product is annotated as flavin-containing monooxygenase FMO GS-OX-like 4. The record is from RefSeq and is a predicted model, not a curated record. Bases 938 to 2212 code for a protein of 424 amino acids. Gene Ontology annotation, molecular function: flavin adenine dinucleotide binding; N,N-dimethylaniline monooxygenase activity; NADP binding. The transcript is spliced from 6 exons. Lineage: Eukaryota; Metazoa; Arthropoda; Arachnida; Scorpiones; Buthidae.
AUUAAACAGAUUUUUGUCAGAUACUUGUCAUCUGUGUCUCCUCCGCCACACCCACACGCGAACGACCCUAGAUCAUCCUGACGUGGGAUUAACGAUUCCCCUGGAAGUCGGCGAACUUACAAAAUCAUGCUCCUCCACACACUAACAUCCAUACAUACAGGGAAAAAAAAACUCCAAUUUUAUUGCAUUUCUCGACGUUUCAAGAUGUCCUGAGCCCAAAAAUAUAAAAAUCUUGGAGGUCAUUUUUGACCGAUCGCUCUGUUAUAUAUAACAACCGGGAAAGUAAAAAUUCUAAUGAAGUUUUCGUUCAUAAUUUGAACUUUCGCUAGAUUUGUCUACCUUUAGAGAGUGUUUACUCUUACAAAAAAAACAUAUAUGAUUAAAUUUCGAUAAUUUCGUUUUAUCAAAUUAUUCAUUUAUUUUUGUUAAAAGACUAAUCACAAUUUUAAAAAAUUUGAAAACAUUUAAUAGACUUUGUACUGAAUAGCCUCGUUUCCGUAACAAUCCGACAAAUGUUUCAAUUACAGUUAGAGGAACACGUGGUCUGAGCCAGGCGAGCGACUUUCUAAGAUUUUUCACCAGUGUCCUAGAUAUAUCGGGUCCGUCCUUCACCAGCCGGCGACUCCCAUCAUGAUCCUUGCCGAACUCACGAUGAAUAUGAUUAAAAAGUUGCUCUUAGCGCCCGUAGAAUAGAAAGAGUCAGAAGUAAAAAGCACGUGGACUUUGAAAAAAGUUGCUAAAACGUUAUAUAUUAUUUUUUUUUAUGAAAUGGUUUGAAUACAGAUUAAAUAAAUUUGAAUUGAAUUGGUAAUGUAAAAAUGAUAGUAAAUCAUGUGUAGAAUCUCAUUUUUCUCAAUGGGAUACUAAUUUCUCUGAUUUAUCUUAUCUUUGAAUAUCAUAUGAUACUGCUAAAUGCAUUUGCCUUCGUUAAAUUAGAAUGGAGCAAAUAAUUAGAGUGGCUGUAAUUGGAGCUGGACCAGCUGGUUUGUGUGCUGCAAGAAAUUUAAAAUCCAAUCCAAUUUUUCAGUUUGUUGUGUAUGAAAGCCAAAAUGAAAUUGGUGGAACUUGGAUAUUCACAGAAGAAAUUGGUAAUAAUAAAUAUGGACAACCAAUUCAAUCAAGCAUGUAUAGAGAUUUAAGGACCAAUUUACCUAAAGAAAUAAUGGGAUAUCCUGAUUUUCCAUUUCCAUCUACAGGAGAAUCUUUCAUUCAUCAUUCUGAAGUUUUAAAAUAUUUAAGAAAUUAUGCACAGCAUCAUCAAUUAAGUAAAUAUAUUGAACUUAAUUCCUGUGUAAAAGAAAUUAAACCAAAGAAAAUAGAAAAUAAAAUAGUUUGGAUAAUAAAAAGCCAUCAUAUGCCUUCAAAUUCCAUUAAAGAAAAUACUUUUGAUGCAGUAAUGAUGUGCAAUGGACAUUAUUCUUCUCCUUACAUUCCAAAAAUUAUUGGACUUGACAAAUUUAACAAAUUAGUCAUGCAUAGUCAUGAAUAUCGAUCUAAAGAAAUUUUUAAGAAUUUGAAAGUAGUAAUUUUAGGUGCCAGUCAAUCUGGGUGUGACAUUGCCAUUGAAAUAGCUGAUGUUGCUGAAGAAGUUAUUUUAAGUCAUAAUCAGCCAUUUAUCAAAUCUCCAUUUCCCACAAAUACUGUCCAAAAACCAGGGAUAGAUUUUAUUGAAAAUGAUACUGUAAUAUUUUUAAAUAGUGAAAAAUAUAAGCCAGAUGCUUUAUUAUUUUGUACAGGUUAUGAUUAUGAUUUUGAUGUUUUGCAUUCCAGUGUUGGACUUAAAAUUACAGAAAAACGUAUUAUCCCUUUAUAUAAGCAUUUAAUUCACAUAAAUUUUCCAACAUUAGCUUUUAUUGGUAUUAUAUCUAAAAUUCUACCUUUUCCAAUAUUUCACCAACAAAUUAUUUUCUUUCUAAAAGUUUUGGAUGGCUCUAUUAUUCUACCUAGCAAAGAAGACAUGAAAAAAGAUACUGAAAAAGAUUUUGAAUACAGAAAAAGUCUUGGUAUGCCUAUUCGCCAUUCUCAUUUAAUGGGAUCUUUACAGUGGAUGUAUGAUAAAGAAAUUUCUUCUAUGGGAAAAUUUUCUCCAAUUAAACCUGUAGUGGUUGAAUUAUAUAAUUAUGUAGGAAAGUGUAGAGAAAAAAAUUUAAUGACAUAUAAAAAUGAUAAUUAUUGCAUUUUAGAUGGUCAUCAUUUUGUACAAAAAGAAUAA